AUGAGAGUUGAGGUCCUCUGCUUCGUGGUGGGCCUCGCCUGCCUGUGGAAAGACCUGUCUGGUGAACAGGUGGAACAGGUGAGGACUGUGCGUGUAGGCUUGGACGUACAGCGGCGAGAUGUAUCCACGGGGAGGGCCACGGCGGCGCUGCUGGAGGCCACGACGCGGCUCUCCUGCUGCGUCAUCUUCCUCAGUGACGGCGACGCGGCGGCCCUCACCGACUACCGGGUGACCCCCAAAUAUCUUCAGGUGCGUCGGCUGUCGUGGUGCACGGUGGUGGUGGUGGUGAGUCACGACCCGGCCUUCCUCGCCGCCUUCGCCGAGUGGUCGCUGAGGGGCCGGCUGCUGGUGUGGUCCAGCAGGCUGGUGGUGGUGACCCGCCUGGCCCUCCCGCAGCUCCAGGCCAUCCUGCCCGACCACUGGACCUUCGCCAUGAUGAACGCUGUGUUCCUUAACAAGGACUUUACCUUCUCCAACAGUCACCACGUAUGGAGCCACCUGCCAUACAGCUCGGCCGGGGCCCAGGUGGUACAGGUGGCCUCUUGGACGCCCACGCGUGGACUUGUUAUCGCCGAGAGUCGCUCUCUUUUUCAAGAAAAAUUCAAAAACUUCCACGGUGCCCGCGUGAACGUGACAGCCUUGCCGUUCGCACCAUUCUGGGAGGAGCGAGCGGGGCCCAACAACACCACCAUAUACUCCGGCACCGACUACAACACCAUAGCGGCCGUCGCCGGAGCCCUUAACUUCACCUUUCGUGUUUUGCCCACCUCCUCCUGGGCCGAGGUGGCCCGCCUGGUAUCCGUGCGCGUGUCCUUCCUGUCUCCCGUCUACCACAACGUAAUGCCGCAAAGGCUGGAGCGUUAUGACUUCUCCUUCGUGUACGAGUACGGGUCUCUGGACUUCAGCAUGGCACCGCCCGGCCUCCAGCCUAGGUGGCAGGCCCUCUACUACCCACUGGAUGACUUGGUGUGGGCCGCCACCCUCUUGGCUCUCCUCCUCACACCCUUCAUCCUUGUUCUGAUCAUUAAGGCAAUGGGUGACGCGGCACACGGUGGUGACAAGUCUAAGCUGUACUCCGGGGCGGUGUUCCAGGACAUGACGGGGAUGCUGCUAGGCCAGAACCUCCCUCGCCGCCUGCCCACCACCUCCUCCACCCGUGUGCUGGUGGCCGCCUGGCUGCUGUUCGCCUUCAUCAUAGGAUCGGCCUACCGAGGAAACCUGACCGCCUCCCUCACCCUGCCAAUCUAUCCUCCCCGCCCUGAGUCGCUGCAGGAGCUCGUAGACACCGCAGAAAGGAUAACAAUGCAGCCGUACGGCGUUGAGUUCAGAAACUUUUUCGCCAAGUCAGACUCGCCAGUGUUCCAGAAGUUGGCGAGCCUCAUAGACUUCGUGCCCUCGAUAGAAAUUGGGCAGCAAGAGGCCGUCGAGAGGAAGCAAGCCCACCUGGAAAACAAGCGGUACCAGCAGCUGCGGAUCGCCGAGCGGUUCACGCGGGCGGACGGCAGCGAGAUGCUGUACAUCGGGCGGGACAGCAUCAUGCCUGGCCAAGCCGCCUGGCCGCUGCCGCACGACGCCCCCUACAGACCCGUCAUUGACCGCCUCCUCAUGGCCGUCAUUGAGGGUGGAUUCUACGAAAAGUGGAGUUCGGAUCUGUUACUCGAGGUACAGAGGAAGAGUCGAAGGAAACAGCGAGAGUUACAAAAGAGUGGCGAAGAAAAAGCCGAGGAAAAAACCACGUUUACCGCCCUCACCAUCACCCACACCCAGGGGGCGUUCAUGGUUCUCCUGCUGGGCCACGCAGCUGCGGCAAUUUUUCAAGUUGUGGAAGUCCUUACUUAGCAACAAUACUGGCUCGGUUCUAGUCUUCUGGGGUUCUAAGCAGGAUCAUGUUUUGGAGCCACAUAAUAUAAUCAGUUACCAGAGCAUCAAUUACUUCAAAUUUCACACUAGGAGUAGUCUUCUCCAUGGAGUUCUCAAGAUGUGUAUCCUCACCUUUUCACAUGCUAUGCAAAGGAGGUCUUCCUGCGUUAGAAGUGACUUCUGCUUUGUCACAUGUUGAGGAGUACUUUUGAUCUAGCCUUUGACCAGCUUAGUCACAUUAAACAUAAGUAAUUGAUAAAUUUCAAGUAUCUUUUCUUAUAUAAAGAAGAAAAGUGUCUUCUUUCUGUACAGUAUAUUCUUUCACCUUCUCCCUGCAGUGCACUUAAGAACUCUCAACCAAGCCAUGACUGCCAUUCACAUUAGACACACACUAUUAAUUCAUGUCAGUUUUUAAGACUGAACCUCUCUCUUAGAAGACCUACUAAUUUCCAAUAAAAAUGAAGGCCAGAUCCAUUCAAAACACAAAA
This is a messenger RNA of Eriocheir sinensis (Chinese mitten crab), 2348 nucleotides long. Its product is annotated as glutamate receptor ionotropic, delta-2-like. Gene Ontology annotation, cellular component: membrane. Bases 1 to 1839 code for a protein of 612 amino acids. Gene Ontology annotation, molecular function: ligand-gated monoatomic ion channel activity. The transcript has 10 exons. The record is from RefSeq and is a predicted model, not a curated record. NCBI's taxonomy places the organism in Eukaryota, Metazoa, Arthropoda, Malacostraca, Decapoda, Varunidae.